AUGCCUGGACCUAAGCCCAACCUCAAUUCCUACUUCCACUUGCGGGAAGAGAAUUGUAACCUGUCUAUCAGUCUUUAUCGCCAUCCAGUGGUCUAUGGGCCAAAUAACACCAAAUUAUUGAGUGGAUUUGAAACAUUUAGGAAAAGGGAAGAAGCAGAAGCAGCUGUGCCCCCAGAGGGAGCCUCUCAGGAGAUGGAAGAGCUAGAUACCAACACCUCAAAGGAAGAAAGACUCUGCCACUUCUCUGAAGACUACAAGCAAAUCUACCUCUCCCUGACCUACAGUAUCAUCUUCGUGCUAGGGCUGCCCCUGAACGGCACCGUCUUGUGGCACUCCUGGCGCCAAACCAAGCACUGGAGCUGCGCCACCAUCUAUCUGGUGAACCUGAUGGUGGCCGAUCUGCUUUAUGUGCUGACCCUGCCCUUCCUCAUCAUCACCUACUCCCUGGGUGACAAGUGGCCCUUUGGGGAGCUGUUCUGCAGGCUGGUGCGUUUCCUGUUCUACACCAACCUCUACGGAAGCAUCCUGCUGCUGACCUGCAUCUCCGUGCAUCGCUUCCUGGGCGUGUGCCACCCGCUGCGUUCGCUGCCCUAUCGGACCCGCCGGCACGCCCUGCUGGGCACCGCUGCCACAUGGGCCUUGGUGGUCCUCCAGCUGCUGCCCACUCUGGUCUUCUCCCACACGGACCUCGUCGAUGGCCAGGUGGUCUGCUAUGACACGAGCAGCCCGAAGAAUUUUGAUCAGUUUUUUGUUUACAGCAUGGUCCUGACUUUGUCUGGCUUUCUUUCCCUCUUUGGUCAUCUUGGUGUGCUACUCACUGAUGGUCAGGAGCCUGACCAAGUCAGAGGAGAGCCUCACGAGGGUGGGCAGCACAGCCCGGGCCAAGUCCAUCCGGACUAUCCUGCUGGUGUGCGGCCUCUUCACCCUCUGUUUUGUGCCCUUCCACAUCAUGCGCUUCUUCUACCUCACGCUCCGCUUCCUGCCUUCACAGAACUGUCAGCUCCUGAUGGUGGCCAGCCUAGCCUACAAGCUGUGGAGACCUCUGGUGAGCCUGAGCUGCUGCCUCAACCCAGUCCUGUACUCCUGUCAGGUGGGAACAACAGAGUCAGGCUCUUCCAGGAACUGCGGCAUAACAAGAUGGGUGAGCACCCAGCUGAAGCCAAGGGAGACAGACCCAGGGGCGGGCAGAUCUGGGUACUGUCAAGAUGAAGUUCAGGGGGAAGAGAGCUCCAAGAUGUUGACAAUCACUUGUUUAAACACAGUCCACUUUCUAGUGGGAGAGGGACUCAAGACCUCCUAGUGGUGUCCUGCUAGAAAGGACUUUAUAUUGAUGGCAAGAGAUUUUAAAAUAAGAAUAUGAGAGGAGCCACUGACAAAAAGGAAAACUUCCUAAACUGAAUGAGAGCUAACAGUUAUCUCGUCAUUCAGAUCUCAACUCAAAUGUCAUCUCCUCUGCAGGCACUCCUGUCCACCGUAACCAAUGUUGACCUGUCACCCCCUAAUCCAGUCACUCUAUUAUAUUUCCCUAUUUAUUGUCUUUGUAACACUUAUUAGUACCUGGACUUGUUAAUCUGUUUACUUAUUUAUGGUCUUUUCCCCUAGAAUAUAGGCUCCAAUAAGACAGGGACCUCAUCUGUCUGACUGCUGUACCCCUAACGCCAGCUCCACAGCAGGGCCCAGCACUAGUGAGUGCACAACACACAGGGGCUGAAGGAAUAUGGAUGGAUGGAUGGAUGGAUGGAUGAAAGGAUGGAUGGAUGGAUGGAAGGGUGGAUGGAAGGAUGGAUGGAUGGAUGGAUGGAAGGAUGGAAGGAUGGAUGGGUGGGUGGAUGGAUGGAGCCCUUGCUACGUAAAUGCAUUUUACAUGGAGUAACUUAAUCCUCCCAACAACCCCUGGAGGUGGGAGCUACCAUUAGU
This is a messenger RNA of Vicugna pacos (alpaca), 1917 nucleotides long. Lineage: Eukaryota; Metazoa; Chordata; Mammalia; Artiodactyla; Camelidae. The record is from RefSeq and is a predicted model, not a curated record.